Panonychus citri (citrus red mite) is the source of this 912-nucleotide messenger RNA. Its product is annotated as protein D3-like. The transcript has a single exon. The record is from RefSeq and is a predicted model, not a curated record. Bases 59 to 700 code for a protein of 213 amino acids. NCBI's taxonomy places the organism in Eukaryota, Metazoa, Arthropoda, Arachnida, Trombidiformes, Tetranychidae.
ACUUUAAGUCUUUCUCAUUUGCAUAAUUGAACCAAUUGUUAAUUUGUAUCAAGAAAUAAUGUUUAGUCCCUUUUUUAAGUUGUUCAUUUUUUUCACUGUCAAUAUUAUCAAUGUUCAAUCGCAACAUAACUAUUAUCGUUGUCCAUAUCGAUAUGAAUCGGUGGAAGAGUCUUUCAGGGAAAACAAAAUAAUCAGAGACUUGGAUUUGGACGAGACUCAAAUAUAUGAUAACAUUCAGUUCAUUCCUCUUAAAUACCCGAAUUCUGACAAAGUGACAUGUGGAGCAUAUUUAACGAAAAAGGCUACAAUGAAGGAACCACAAGUUACUUUCGACCCGGUAGGCAAAAAGAAGGGUGCUGAUAAAAAAUUGUUCACUUUUAUGAUGGUCGAUCCUGAUGCUCCAACUCCGAGAAAUGCCACGUCCAGGUCGAUACUUCAUUGGUUGGUCGUUAACAUCAAGGGAAACAAUAUGAAAACAGGCACUACUUUGGCCAAAUAUUUACCACCCGCACCGACACCAAAUAAAGGAGCCCAUCGAUAUGUGUUUUUGAUUUAUCGUCAACCGAAGGAAGUGGCCUCGAGAAAAACCUAUGUAACAUUGCAAGAACGAUCAAACUUUCAAGUCACUUCCUUUGCUAUACAAAACAGACUCUCGGGACCAAUCGCAGGUAAUUUCUUUAACGAAGCCGUGCAAAACUAAUCAAAUGGUCCAGAUAAGCCCGAAUGCAUCAACAAUAAAACUUCUAGUUUAUAUUUUUCUGAAAAACUGGAAACACUAACGAAAUAUUCAAAAUGUAUCUUUACCCCCAACAAUACGAUUAUUCAGUGAACCCAACGAACAGUAACGAUAAAGCUGACCCACCGAUACUACUAACAAUUAGUAAAAAUAAAUUAAGAUUAUUUUCAAUGUAA